Messenger RNA from Knipowitschia caucasica, 459 nucleotides. The record is from the annotation of a GenBank genome assembly. NCBI's taxonomy places the organism in Eukaryota, Metazoa, Chordata, Actinopteri, Gobiiformes, Gobiidae.
AUGGAUUUGUGGAACAUGUGGAGUGCUUUUUUUUGGCGUUCGCAGCAGAGCCCGUCCACAGCGUCCGUCUGGGCGGCUGUCUCUGGAGGUGGACACGGUUCACGGAAGAGUGCGCUGGCAUCAGGACACGACAUCGUGGCGAAGCAGCGGCAUCUGUGUGGGGCCUGGACCUGGUCUCGGUUCUGCAUCUGGAGGACGUGGAUCCGUGACACUGCAGGUUUGGACAAAUAUUCUCAGAUUUUUUGUCGUGUGGCCAUGAUGGGACUGCUGCCUCAGUAUUUGGCAGACUACCUAGUGCCCAGGAGGGCUGGAGCCCAUAACCUGAGGUCUCAGAGUGUCCUGAUGCCGGCCGUCCCCAAAGUUUUAAAUCGUCACGCUCUCGCCACUUUCUCGUCCCGCUCUCGUCCCGCUCUUGUCCCGCUCUUGUCCCGCUCUUGUCUCGCUAUAGCUCCAGUCUGA